AUGCAUCUAUUGAUACCAGUUAACAUCCAAGGAAAUACAAUGACUCCAGCAGCUAUUAGAGAAAGCGCAGUAGACUUUAAAAAAGAGUGGAUAUAUGCUGGUGCAGAUAAUGAAAAACAGAAAAAGAUUCGUGCUAAUAAACAAAAUAAACAUAAUAAUCGGAAGAGACGAUAUUUAAUUAGAGAUGAAUUUGAACAUCAUACAGUGCCACUAUUUCUUGUUUUAAAGGGCCUUGAGAAUAGUAAUAUUGCAUUAUCAGAAGCACAAGUCAUUUUCCAAGUUGUUGAAGAUCACGAUGUUGAUAACCCUUCUGAUAAUUAUAAUAUUAAUAUAGAUGAAGAUCUAUAUGAAGAGGCUCAUUCUUAUGUCGAGUUAAAUUAG
Molecule: messenger RNA, 381 nt
Organism: Scutellospora calospora
Lineage: Eukaryota; Fungi; Glomeromycota; Glomeromycetes; Diversisporales; Gigasporaceae
Source: the annotation of a GenBank genome assembly